Rhagoletis zephyria (snowberry fruit fly) is the source of this 138-nucleotide messenger RNA. RefSeq names its product guanine nucleotide-binding protein subunit gamma-e. Gene Ontology annotation, cellular component: heterotrimeric G-protein complex. Gene Ontology annotation, biological process: sensory perception of taste; phospholipase C-activating G protein-coupled receptor signaling pathway. The record is from RefSeq and is a predicted model, not a curated record. Lineage: Eukaryota; Metazoa; Arthropoda; Insecta; Diptera; Tephritidae. Gene Ontology annotation, molecular function: G-protein beta-subunit binding.
UGUGGAUAACUUUUAGCCGCGAUGGAUCCCAGUGCUCUACAAAACAUGGAUCGGGACGCAUUGAAAAAGCAAAUUGAAAACAUGAAAUACCAGGCAUCGAUGGAGCGAUGGCCGUUGUCUAAAAGUAUUGCAGAGUGA